UCGGUGUCUCGAGGGAUAUGCCGCUGGCAAACAGACGGCGGUGAUGCGAAGGGAACGGCGGCUCGUCUGCUCGACCAGUCGGUGCUGUGAGUCUGGCUGUGGGCUGAUAUGAGUGGGCGGAGGGGCGCGGGAUCCGCUCGGGCUGCGCCGAUCGCAAGCGCAGUGAUUGGCGGGGGCGGGGAGCCUCACGCUUGCAGGAGACGAAGUCGUUGCGCGGGCGGUGGUGCUGGGGAUGAGGAUGAGGAUGAGGAUGCGGAUGCAGACGGCAAGAGCGCAGGAGACGGCCGGCGCAAUAAGAGGCGGGCGGGAAUCAGGCGCAAGACGCUGCGAGGCUGGAGGGUGCUUCCCAGUUUGGCGGCGGUGGAGGUUUAGUCGCGUGCAUACGUCAUAGGGGAGCGACGACACCUUGACGAAGAAGCCGACAGAUGGAACAGAGCAGGAGGGA
Messenger RNA from Trematosphaeria pertusa, 445 nucleotides. RefSeq lists its product as uncharacterized. The record is from RefSeq and is a predicted model, not a curated record. NCBI's taxonomy places the organism in Eukaryota, Fungi, Ascomycota, Dothideomycetes, Pleosporales, Trematosphaeriaceae. Bases 109 to 372 code for a protein of 87 amino acids. The transcript has a single exon.